This is a messenger RNA of Caenorhabditis elegans, 258 nucleotides long. It is a transcript of the gene F36D1.10, whose product is annotated as Pancreatic hormone. The record is from RefSeq and is marked reviewed. Lineage: Eukaryota; Metazoa; Nematoda; Chromadorea; Rhabditida; Rhabditidae. Bases 1 to 258 code for a protein of 85 amino acids. The transcript is spliced from 3 exons.
AUGAUCACCAUUUUUCUAGCUCUCCUGGUUCUCACUACAAGUCCUGGACAAGUCGAGUUUCCUAACUUCCAACAAACUUCACCUUUCGACUGCUACAUGGCAAUUCAAAAUCUGGACAAUAUCAAGGAUUUCCCAAUGGGGUUAGUAGACUAUCAGCUCAAUGUGCUUCACAAGUGCCUGGGGCUGUUCAAGCUAGCUCCGGCUCCUGAGACAACUGCUCCAGCGGAGACUUCAGUGCCUCCUAGACCGGCGGCAUGA